CCUUUUGUUUUCUUUUUAUUUUUCUUCUUUCAUUUUACAGUUUAUUUUGCUUCGUCUUUCGUUCUGUUCCAUAUUUCUGGUAACUCAUCGGUUUCAUCCACCUUCACUUCAGAUUCCAGGAAAAUCAGGUGUGUAUCUUAACUUAGCUAUGAGUGAUACCAAACCAGAUAUAUUUUUGCAGAAACAAGCACUCAAAAUGUCGAACCCUUCAGAUGAAAGUGGCAAGGAACCAAACCUUGGUAAUGAUCCUCCUAAAGGUGAAGUAAAUGAUGCCCUUCCUGCAGAAGAUCCAAAGGGUGCAGAAGAAGAAAGCCAAGAUCCAUCUCUAGCGGAGCAGGAGGAACUAAUGAAGAAAAAAUAUGGUGGAUUAGUGAAAAAGAAACCUCCAUUGAUAACUAAGGACCAUGAACGUGCUUUUUUCGAUUCUGCAGACUGGGCACUAGGAAAGCAAGGGGGACACAAGGCCAAAACACCUGCUGAGGCACUUCGCCCGAAAUUGGAGCCGACACCACAUCAGCAACUUCGUACUCGUCUCUCAGCUUCUAAACUGACAGAUACUGGUGAAGAUGGUAGCAACAACGAUCUUGACCAGCUAGAUGAUGAGCAGAGCGGAAUACCAGCAGCGGAUGGUGAGAAUAAGUCUUAGAUCAGAGGCAGCUGGACCAAAACAUUCUUGAGCAUCCUCAUCAAAGUUCCCUGCUGAAUUGAACUGAAAGUGGUGUUGUAAAUCAGGCUAGCUACUUAUAUAGAGGUAAAAAAGAAGAAUAAUUGCUCAUGUGGCGAAUUUUUGUACUGAGAUUAGAUUUGUUGUCCUAUACUGAGCUGAUUUCCUUGCAUAAAAUUCAGAAAACUUCCUUGUCUGGCUGUGCUAUGAUAUAUUGUACCUUUUUGGUGGUAAAAGUUCUACAUUGAUCCAUGCUAUAAUGAAAUGUUGAAGACAUACACUAUGCAAUAUUAAUGUCUUUUCCUUUUGGUA
Molecule: messenger RNA, 976 nt
Organism: Solanum lycopersicum (tomato)
Lineage: Eukaryota; Viridiplantae; Streptophyta; Magnoliopsida; Solanales; Solanaceae
Cellular component (GO): cytoplasm
Molecular function (GO): protein phosphatase inhibitor activity
Source: RefSeq, a predicted model, not a curated record